GCCCCGGCAUGGGCAGCCGCGGGGCCCGGCGAUGAGCGCUCCCUCGGCCGCGUCCCCCCGCGCGAAUAUGGGCACAGCCGUGUCCAAAAGGAAGACGCUCAGGAACGAGGCCAUGUCGUCCGUGGCGGCCAAAGUGAGAGCGGCUAGAGCUUUUGGAGAAUACCUUUCACAAAACCAUCCUGAAGGCAGAAAUGGCUCAGAUCACCUGCUAGCAGACUCCUACAUCGGGCAGGAGGACUCCCCUGAGAUGCAGCAGGUGGCCCAGAACAAGCGCAGGCUCUCGGUCAUCUCGGACGGCAAAUUCGAGAGGAGCUUCACCGAGGAGCAGGCGGAGAAGCUGCCGAGCGAGGGCCCCAAGCCACGAGUCUACACCAUCUCUGGGGAGAGGCCAAUGCUGUCGGAGCACGAGAACGACAGCAUGGAGCUGGUGGUGAUGAAGGGGGCUGCCCACGAGGAGUGUCACCACGGGCACCACGCGCAUGGUGCCGGCGGCUCGCACGGCGUCCGGCACUGCAAGGCCUGGCCCGGCGGCCGCCAGGGCUCCAAGGAGUGCCCCAACUGCUCCAGGCUGGCUGCCCCUUCCCAGCAGUCCAUUGAGCUGGAGCAGCACCCACCUGGUGAGGCUGGGUGGCACAGGAAAAGGCUGGAGAGGAUGUACAGUGUCGAUCGGGUGUCUGAUGAUGUCCCCAUACGAACCUGGUUCCCAAAAGAGAACCUCUUCAGUUUUCACACUGCUACCACAACUAUGCAAGCGAAUUUUCGGAAGCACCUCCGCAUGGUGGGGAGCCGAAGAGUUAAAGCACAAACAUUUGCCGAACGGCGUGAGAGGAGCUUCAGCAGGUCCUGGAGUGACCCGACUCCCAUCAAAGCUGAUUCCUUCCAUGACUCUCGAGAAAGCCAUGACCUUCAGGAUUCCUGCGGGACUCUGGAUGGUGACUUUGACUUGAACUGGGAAGCAGAAAAGGAACUUGAAGCCAUGGCAUGUGAUGGAGAAGACUUUAUUCCACCAAAAAUAAUGCUCAUUUCUUCCAAGGUGCCCAAAGCAGAGUAUGUCCCAACAAUUAUCCGCAGGGACGACCCCUCCAUCAUCCCCAUCCUCUAUGACCAUGAACAUGCUACCUUUGAUGACAUCCUGGAGGAAAUAGAGAAGAAGCUGAACAUUUAUCGCAAAGGCUGCAAAAUCUGGAAGAUGCUGAUAUUUUGCCAGGGAGGCCCUGGGCACUUAUACUUGUUAAAGAACAAAGUCGCCACUUUCGCCAAAGUGGAGAAGGAGGAAGAUCUGAUCCUCUUCUGGAAGAGGUUGAGCAGGCUGAUGAGUAAAGUCAAUCCUGAACCAAAUAUCAUCCACAUCAUGGGCUGCUAUGUUCUUGGAAACCCCAAUGGGGAGAAGCUAUUUCAGAAUCUGAAAAACUUAAUGAAUCCUUAUAGGGUUGCCUUUGAGUCUCCACUUGAACUAUCAGCUCAAGGUAAGCAAAUGAUUGAGACUUACUUUGACUUCCGCCUUUACCGCCUCUGGAAAACCCGCCAGCACUCCAAACUGUUGGAUUACGAUGACAUUUUGUGAGCUGGAGAAGACUUUGCAAGAGGAAGCUCAUCACCAGUGUCCAAGAAGUCAUGCUUUAUUGCAGAGAGACUUUUUUAUUGGCACGGGGAGCCCUUCACAGCCCUACAGGAGGCAGCAGUGCUAAAGGGAGGGAAGGAGGAGCCCUCGGAAGGGUCAGCAGGAAAAGGCUCCUGGGCCAAGAGAGACUGCAGGGAAGGGGGUGACAGUGACACCUCGCUGGCCUCAGUCCGAGCCCUGGGGCCUCAGGAGGAGCUGUGUGAAACGAGGACGGGAUGGAGUUCCUGGCAGAACUGAGCUGUUUUGGGUCAGAAUGGGCCAGAUUUGAUUCCAGGUCCUUUUAAAGACUUUUGAAGCUCAGGUUUUCUUACCGAAAAAACACAAACCUAAUUAACCCAUGCACUACAGUGAAGAAGUCACCAGAGCACAGAGGGAGCAGGGGGUUGUCCUGGUGGGACUUUCUGUGCUGGGAGUCCUGGAGAGCAAGGACUGCUACACCUACUCCUGCAAGCUUAGAGCAAGAUGAUCCCAUUUCCAUGUGACUAUAUACUGGGAUAUAGAAUUGAAAUCUUCUUUUUUGUUUGUUUGUUUUGUUUAAUAGAAAAUAAGUGCAAUUUUUAUAGCGAGGGAGGGUGUAAAAUCCCUCCUGAUAUUUAAUUAGUUAAAAACAACACACCAUAACCAAUAGAUGAGGUAUUUUUGGUCUGCUUGAAAAUAUAUUCAGAAUGGUAAUAUAUCUUCUGUAGACAUAUUUAAUCACCAGCAAACAUGGUUUUAACAUAAGUUAGCAGACCCUGCAUGUCUGCUGCAUUGGUUUGGUUCCUUUCAGAGUAGCUGUGCUGCACUACCUGUACGUGCUCUCACCAAUGUGUAGUUCUCCUCCAGUUAGCCACAACUUCAUUACUUUCUAUUUUGCUGCUUGCAAAACUAUGGAACUUUAGUUUUGCUGAAGUACUUUAGGUUAGAAACACGGGACCUGGCUGGGAAGCCUCAGUCAGGCUCGCUUUGGUAUAAAAAUGAAUUAGAAUUUAAUAGCCAUGGUAAUUAAUUGUUCAUGCCAGUGUUUUGCUGUGUGUUGGGAGAGGAGCUCUCUUCCUGUGUGGAGACCCCUCUGAGGGGGCUGAGCACUGAGGCAUUUGGGAGAAAUGCUUCUGGAGGGACACAGCACAGACUUGGAGCAUGAGUUUGACUCUGUUCACUUGAUUGCCAGUUGUUUGUGCAUAACCCUCCCCUUUUCCCCUGACCUGUUUCUUGGUCUGAGCUGCUCUGCCCCUUCCUGUGGAGGACAGAGAAAACCCUGAGCUCUGUCAGAGCAGCCUAAGAGCCCAAGUCUUUACUUGAUAUUUGAUGGUACCUUUUGGAAUCUAUUUAUUUUUGUUUGGUUGGGUAAAGGGGUGCUUUUUUGGUUUUGGGAAUGGGGCUUUUUUUCACAUUCUGCUGUCCUUUCAGAGGACAAAUAGUACUUAGAGUCUGUGUAGGUCACUGGCAAUUCUGGGAGGUGACACAUGUUAUUUCUUUUACAAGCAAAGGAAGUAACAGAGAAGGAUUACCUUAUUUUCCUGGUAUCUCAAAUUUGUUGAUUGUGAAGUGAAGGAAAAUACGUGUACAAAUCUUCUUUUAACUACUUAAAAAGAGAACUUGUUGUUCUGAUCUGUAGAGUCCUCCUUCCCCUGUGGUUGUGAUUUUGGGGAGCAGGCCCCUGGCUAGAACUGCUGAACCCUUUACAUUUAGAGCAGUUUUAUAGCAAAACUUUUGAAGAAAUAAUGUACAUACAGAAAGGAGAGGAAUGGGUGGAGAGAGGUAGUUUAAAGUCACUGAAAGCCACACAGAUAGGUGUUGGCUGUUGCCUCCCCCAGGAUGGGAGUUUGGUAGCCACGUCUCAUCCCUGGACUCAGUCAGGUUUGCCAGACUUACAGUGAAGGGGAGAACAGGCACCAGUCUGCAGCUUUUGGAAGAAAAUGCCAGAUAUAAAAGAAAAAGAACCCCAAAUCUGUGUCAAUUACUGUUUAACAUGGGAGCUUCCACCAGCUCUGCAGUGAGAGAUGGGAGCCAGAGGUGCACUGAAAGCACAAAGUCAUGUUAUCUGGAGAAGGAAAUGGUUGUGGGAGGAUUAAAAUGCUGACACAAAACUCUCUCCCUUUCUGACUCUUUCACCUCCUAACUGGAGACAGGCAAGCUGUUCUUCCUUUCUCAAAUCCCAAUUCAGUGAACUUGGUAGCAUGAAUGUAGCAUUGUGCAACUAUUGAAAAUCUUAUUUAACCCCCAAAGGGCCCAUUUAUGUAUCCACUUGAGUGAUUUCUCUGUAGAAUUGUUGUAUAUCCUCACUGACCACUUGUAGUACUUGGGGUGCAAAGUAGAAGAUAGAUUGUACAGUAAUUUCUGUGUUGGAAUGGACACUAUGGACUGUUCUCCUGGUGCAGUUUAUGGGAUAUGACAACUGAUGAAUGCAUUUCCCUCCAAAGAUCUGUAUUCCUCAUAGCUUGUGAUGUUUAUAACAUGAACAUAUUUUUUCCUUUGUAGCAUU
Molecule: messenger RNA, 4085 nt
Organism: Serinus canaria (Common canary)
Lineage: Eukaryota; Metazoa; Chordata; Aves; Passeriformes; Fringillidae
Gene: NSMF
Product: NMDA receptor synaptonuclear signaling and neuronal migration factor
Exons: 14
Coding region: 32-1564 (510 amino acids)
Biological process (GO): positive regulation of neuron migration; regulation of neuronal synaptic plasticity
Cellular component (GO): nucleus; cytoplasm
Source: RefSeq, a predicted model, not a curated record